GAGAGAGAGAGAGAGAGAGAGACUUGCAGCUCUCGUCAAAGGAGUACCAAUUCAGCAAGUAAGAGAAACUUUUACCAUCAAUUGUCUGGCCUUGAAACCCAUAAAGAUCCUCCACUGCCACUUCUACUUUGAGAGGAGCUUCUGAGACUCUCUGCUCCUUGUUGGCCAUGGCCACCAAUGACAACCAUCCAACAUGGGUUGCCUAUGAGCCAACCAAGGACUGCUCUUUGGGCUUCUGUAGCUUCUACUGCCCCCAGUGGUGCUCUGUUAUCUUCUCACCCCCUCCUCCCGUCCAAUUCGCCGACGAGGGCUCCGGUCGGACCUUCUCGCCCCUCGUGAUCGCCGUCAUCGGAAUCCUCACGAGCGCCUUCCUCAUCGUCAGCUACUACGCCAUCGUCUCCAAGUACUGCGGCACCUUCAGCUCGCGACGGUGGUGGUGGCCCAGGCCUGGGCACGGCACAGGCACCGACGACGAUGAGCUCGACAGCAACCUGGGACAAGAUGGAACAUGGCAUUUCUCCCCAACGAAUGGGCUCGACGAGGCCCUGAUCAGUAAGAUCACGGUCUGCAAAUACAAGAGAGACGACGGCCUGAUCGAGGUUACCGACUGCGCGGUGUGCCUGGGCGAGUUCCGGAAAGACGACACCCUCCGGUUGCUCCCCAAGUGCAGCCAUGCCUUCCACGUUCCGUGCAUCGAUACUUGGUUGAGGUCACACUCCAACUGUCCUCUCUGUCGAGCCAAUAUCGUGCCUGUGACUUCGGCGGCGCCGCUGCAGUUGCCAGCUCCUCCUCCACAACAGACGGAGAACAAUAUUCCGAUCAGGGAGGGCGAGCACGAGGAUGAGGUGGUUUUAGUCAUCCCCGACGGAGACGAAGAGACAGAAUUGCCUAAGAAUCCCUCGCGAAUUCACUGCAGCUCCGGAGAGAUGGAGGACGGCAGUACGGUGGUCGGGACUAGAGACGGUGAUCUGCAGCCGAUAAGGCGAUCGCUGUCGAUGGACUGUUCGUAUCGCGACGGGGUUUCGAUCGUCGAAUUGUUGCAGAUGACCUAUGCGAGUUCGUCAAGACGGUGGGGAGGAGAGCACAGAAAGAACAGUAGCAGCACGAGCGGGCCGCACGGUGUGAUGAGCCCCGCCCCGAUGAAACGAUCCUUCUCUAGUGGCAGAGUGUGGUUGACAAGGCAGGCGAAGGGAAGCAAUUCAAUGCUCCCAGUGUGAGAUUCCAUGAAGGACUCGAUGUACACUUCCCUUCCAUAAAGUGUAUAGAGCAGACACAAAAAAGAACAUCACAGUGACUUCCUGCUUUCUCCAGCAACAUGUUUUGGCUUACAUGAGUUCAAAUCCUAUCUUCCGUCU
Molecule: messenger RNA, 1355 nt
Organism: Musa acuminata AAA Group (dessert banana)
Lineage: Eukaryota; Viridiplantae; Streptophyta; Magnoliopsida; Zingiberales; Musaceae
Product: E3 ubiquitin-protein ligase Os04g0590900-like
Exons: 1
Coding region: 168-1217 (349 amino acids)
Biological process (GO): protein ubiquitination
Molecular function (GO): transferase activity
Source: RefSeq, a predicted model, not a curated record